CUAAUAAACAUUUACGUGUUGCAGUGCAGGGGUACUAUACUAGUUACUACUACUGAACAAAUAAAGAAGAACACAACAAUCCAACUAAAUAAAUAUUCAGAACAAAGUAAGUAACAAAAAAUGAAGGCAACGAAGACGCCAAUCCACGCCGUCACUACAUGGCUUCGCCGGCAACCGCCCAAAAUGAAGGUUUUUCUGGCGGUCCUUUCAGGCAUUGUAGCUUUGCUUUUUCUUAGAAUGGUGGUUCACGACCACGAUAACCUCUUCGUCGCUGCCGAAUUUGUCCAUGCAUUAGGAAUUUCCCUCCUCAUUUACAAAUUCGCUCAGGAAAAAACAUGUGCCGGACUCUCACUUAAAUCACAGGAACUCACAGCUAUGUUUCUAGCUGUGAGACUAUACUGCAGUUUUGUCAUGGAAUACGAUAUACACACCUUACUUGAUACGGCAACAUUGGGGACGAACCUCUGGGUUAUUUAUAUGAUGCGCUUCAAACUGAAUUCCAGUUAUAUGAAUAAUAAGGACAACCUUGCAAUAUACUAUGUGGUGAUACCUUGUUUCGUACUUUCUUUGCUCAUUCAUCCAACAACCCGGCAUCAUACAGUUAACAGGAUUCUCUGGGCUUUUUGUGUUUAUCUUGAAGCUGUGUCUGUUCUCCCUCAGUUGUGGGUCAUGCAGAACACUAAGAUUGUUGAACCAUUCACAGCACACUAUGUUUUUGCCCUUGGAGUUUCAAGGUUCUUGAGUUGUGCACAUUGGGUCCUCCAGGUUUUGGAUACCCGCGGACGCCUACUAACUGCUUUGGGUUAUGGAUUGUGGCCUUCUACGGUACUUGUAUCAGAAAUUGUCCAGACCUUCUUCAUACUAGCAGAUUUUUGCUACUACUAUGUCAAGAGCCUUGUUGGGGGACAACUUGUUAUCCGUCUUCCUUCAGGAGUGAUUUGCUCGUUCUUGCUUCUCCGAAUUCUCCUCUACAACAUUACCAUCUCUCCCUCUCUACUGGGGUUGCUAGUAGAUGUCUAGCCCAAUGGUACACUUUUUACCUCGCAAUAACAUUAAUUUACUAACUGGUAUAAUUACAAGUACAAAUAUCAUUACAAAUUUUAUUGCCUCUCAAUCAUGGGGAAGGUGAGAGUUAAAAUAUACGUACAAUAACAAGUCUAUGUGUGUAGAUCAAAGAUAAACUUUGUUUUUCGAAUUUAUGAAUAAUAAAAAUUAAUACUGUUCUCAUGUAAUAUAUGAGACACACAAGGAA
Messenger RNA from Cicer arietinum (chickpea), 1252 nucleotides. RefSeq lists its product as uncharacterized. Gene Ontology annotation, molecular function: ER lumen protein retrieval receptor activity. The record is from RefSeq and is a predicted model, not a curated record. Gene Ontology annotation, biological process: protein retention in ER lumen. Lineage: Eukaryota; Viridiplantae; Streptophyta; Magnoliopsida; Fabales; Fabaceae. Gene Ontology annotation, cellular component: membrane.